Dromaius novaehollandiae (emu) is the source of this 5232-nucleotide messenger RNA. RefSeq names its product EGF domain specific O-linked N-acetylglucosamine transferase (gene EOGT). The transcript is spliced from 17 exons. Gene Ontology annotation, cellular component: endoplasmic reticulum lumen. The record is from RefSeq and is a predicted model, not a curated record. The coding region runs from base 521 to 2104 and encodes 527 amino acids. Gene Ontology annotation, molecular function: protein O-acetylglucosaminyltransferase activity. Lineage: Eukaryota; Metazoa; Chordata; Aves; Casuariiformes; Dromaiidae.
CCCGCAGAGCCUGGUGGGGCCGCGCCGCGCCCGCCCGCCCGCCCGCCUCAGGCGUGAGGAGCCGCGCCGCCCCGCCUAACGGUCGCCGCCGCCGCUGCCAUGCGCCGCCGGGCGCCCCGCGGCCUGCGGCGCUGAGGCGGCGGGGGGCGAGCCGAGCCCAGCCCAGCCGCCCCGCCCCGCGGCACGGCGGGCAGCCCGGCGGCGGCGCAGGUGCCCCGCAGCUCCCGGAGGUCGCUGGGCCGCCGCCGGCCGCCACGCAGAGCCGCAGCCCGGCUGCUGCCGCGCUGGCGCUUCUCCGCCGCCGCCCAGUUUCCAGAUCUGAGCCCUCGGGGAUCCCGAGGGAUCCGGCCGAAGGAAACACACCCUUCUGAGUCCGGCUGCGAGCGGGUGGCGCGUAACGGCCCGCGGUGGCUAACGAUCCGGAGCGAUUCCUCAGGCUGCGCAGCCCGGUCUCCUGGCGAAAGUUUAUUUUUCAUUGGGGGGGGGAACCAUCCCAGAAACCAGAAAUUUUUACGUUGCCAUGUUAAUGUUGCUUGCUUUUGGAUUGCUACUGCAAGAAACUCUGGCUAAUUCCCAGAAUGAAAAUCUUACCGAAUUCAAAAAUGUUGUGGAAGAGCCAUUAUACAGCUACAAAACCAUCAACUUGCCGGAUGAGCAUAUUCCUUACUUUCUGCACAACAAUCAGCAUAUUGCCAGCGUUUGUAAGCAGGACUCACGUUGCCCGUAUAAGAAAUACUUGAAGAAACUAAAAUCCUGCUGGGGUUAUGAGAAAUCCUGCAAAUCAGAUUACAGGUUCAGUUACCCAGUGUGUGAUUAUGUUGAAACUGGAUGGGCAAGUGACAUCGAGACAGCCCAGCAGAUAUUCUGGAAACAAGCUGACUUUGGUUACAUUAGAGAGAGGCUGAAUGAAAUGAAAACCCAUUGUAAGCCUGCAACAAUGGGAGAUUCAUCUCUGACCUGUUCUCAGUACCUUCAGCACUGCAGAGCAACAAACUUGUACAUUGAUUUAAGAACUGCAAAGAGAAACCAUGACAGAUUCAAAGAAGACUUUUUCCAGAAGGGAGAAGUUGGAGGUCAUUGCACCCUUGAUGUUCAAGCAUUUUUGGCUGAAGGUCAACGCAAGAGCCCUCUGCAGUCUUGGUUUGCAGAACUCCAAACGUUUACCACAUUAAACUUCAGGCCCCUAGAAGAUGGCAAAUGCGACAUUGUUAUUGAGAAGCCAACAUACUUCAUGAAAUUAGAUGCAGGUGUUAAUAUGUACCAUCACUUUUGUGACUUCGUCAAUCUUUAUAUUACACAGCAUAUCAAUAAUUCAUUCAGUACUGAUGUCAACAUAGUCAUGUGGGAUACAAGCUCAUAUGGUUACGGCGACUUGUUCAGUGAGACAUGGAAGGCAUUUACUGACUAUGAAGUAAUACACUUGAAAACUUUUGACUCUAAAAGGGUAUGCUUUAAAGAAGCAGUCUUCUCAUUACUGCCUCGAAUGCGAUAUGGCUUGUUUUAUAACACACCGUUGAUCUCUGGCUGUCACGGUACAGGGCUAUUUAGAGCAUUUUCUCAGCAUGUGUUACACAGAUUAAAUAUCACACAAGAAGGACCCAAGGAUGGGAAAAUUCGAGUCACAAUACUUGCACGCAGUACAGAUUACCGGAAAAUAUUAAAUCAGAAUGAGCUUGUGAAUGCUUUGAAAACAGUAUCAACAUUGGAGGUCAAAGUGGUGGACUACAAGUACAAGGAGCUUGAAUUUUCAGAGCAAUUGAGAAUUACGCAUAACUCUGAUAUAUUCAUUGGGAUGCAUGGAGCUGGACUUACCCAUUUGCUUUUUCUACCGGAUUGGGCUGUUGUUUUUGAACUGUAUAAUUGUGAAGACGAACGUUGUUAUCUGGAUUUAGCAAGGCUGAGAGGCAUUCGCUAUAUCACUUGGCAAAAAAGGAAUAAAGUAUUCCCUCAAGAUCAGGGGCACCACCCAACACUGGGAGAACAUCCAAAAUUCACAAACUACUCCUUUGAUGUGGAAGAAUUUAUGUACUUGGUGCUUCUGGCUGCAAAUCAUGUUUCACAGCAUUCCAAGUGGCCAUUUAGGGUAAAACACGAUGAACUGUAAAUUAAGACUUCAGACUGAAAUAUUAUUUUAAAUAAUGCUUCAUAUGUAUGUUCAUAUGUAACAACAUAAAGCAAAAUGCUGGUGUGAAACAUGUAAACCUCUAGGAGGAAAACAAUCCAUUUUUAACUUGUCAGACCAGUUCAUAACACCAUACUGUAUCUUUGUAUUCCCUCUCUUUAAGUUUUAGGAGUUUUCCGUAUGUAAAAGCUAUCAGGAUUUUUUCUGCACUGUAUUUUUGCAUCCCAGAUUCUGAACUACUACUUCAUACAAAAAUAGUCCAUACAUUUCAUGUAAUGUUUAUCUUGGGUUAGGUAUUUGUCUUGUAGGAAUUUAUGCCUGUUAUGCAAGUUGAGGAAAUGCUAGAAGAUGGAGAGUAUUACGGAUUGAUUUCUCAGUAUAGUCUCUGUGAGAAUGAAAUAGGCCUGUCAAGAGUUUUUCAGUUCUUCUUUUUAAGACCUGGAUGCUUUUAUACUACAGUACAGUACCUGCAAGUGAAAAUCUGAAAAGGACUUAUCUUCCUGUUAUAAGGCCCUGGCCAGGAUAUCAUUUGCGGUCAGGUUACAUGACACCAUAGUUCCAGUACGGCCACUUUCCUUUCUGUCACCAUCCAUGUUACUGCAGUGUUUAUCCCUGUAUCACUUGUAGAUUUGAAGAUCUUGCUUUGUAAAAUGGUGGUUUUAAGAAUGAAGUGGUUGAGCAAACUUUAACUUUUGUUAUCUGAUACAGCAGAUACUGAGGACUCCUAUUUCAAACUUAGAAGCAUUUUCAAGGUAGAGAGCAGUGUGUGUUACAUUUUCACAUUUAAAAAAAUAAACUUUCUGACUCUUUCCCCUCAUUUUAAAAAUAGUUUUAAAUGUAACAUGUCUGCUCAGUGAGUUUAGUCAGUGUUCUCUCAAAGCAUAUAAGACUUUUCCUAAGUGAAUAUUUAACAAACUUCUGGUAAUCCAGGUAUUUCCUACUUUUUCACAUAAAAGAGCACUCCUGCAAUGGAAAACCUGAGAAAAUUGGAAUAAAAUUUAAGUUAUUUUGAGGAUGCUAAAGGGAAUGGAGUACCAGUGUUUUAUGACAAAUGAUAAGAUGUAUAGGGUGUUUUUCAGCUGCAGCUGAAGGGAAAUGAAGUCAUGAGGAACUUUGUUCUUGGGAUCAUUAAAAGCCUAAUCUCAGUAAUAUUCUUUUCUCAUAAAGUAGAAGAGUUACUCUAGAAAAUUUCUGAAAAUCUUUCUGAAACCAGUAGCAUAGCUCACUGUUUUCAGCAAAGACAAUAUUAAGCCAAAACUGAAUUCUCUGUAAAAUUCCCCUCUGGAGCUGACAUUUUGGUGCUAGUGAAACAAAUGGGAAUAGUUCUGUUGUCUUUAAUGGAGCCGGAAUGAUGUGUGGAAAAAUCAAAUUCAAUGAGAUAAAAAGCAAGAGUUCCAUGUUGUUAUAUAGAUUUUUUUUUUUUUGACAAUGUAUUCCCAUGACACACUUGCAGUAUAAUCAUACACAGUUUCAGUGUCUUCAAGCAAAGCAUACGUUUGUAUGCAAAAGUAAGACAGUGUUACAGUAAAUGUAAACACCUCAGUGGUAUAAUUGUAGAUAUUAUUGACUUCCAUUCUCUAACAGUCAUAGGCAAUUUCACAGAUUGUAGGUAUAUUUACUGACCUGCCUACACUGGCAAAGAUGAGUUACUGUAAGUGUAACUUUCAUAUAGAUCUCUCAUGACCUUAAGCAGUGCAUAGGAAAAGCCAAAUGUAGCUGAUACACAGGAUCUAUUAAGGUAUUUGGUGCAAUUUUUAGUUUAGUGCAUUGCAUAACUGAUGGUAAAACUGUUUUGCUUUAAAGAAUCAUGGAAGCAAAAUUGCACUUCUUGAUAUGAAAAAAAUGCUUUAUUUGAGAAAUGCAGUUUCCUGUACUUCUUCGUGUGUGUGUUUUUUCUUUUUUCUUUUUCUUUUUACCUUGUGGGAUUUUUAAAGGAAAAAAUGUAUAAAACUUAAGGCAGUAAAGUAUCUGAGUUUGAAAGAAACAACUCCAAAUAAAGAAGACGUUUAACUAUGAAUUGUACACAGAUAUAUUUGAUAAAGAACUUUUUAAUAAAAAAAUACUGUAGAAUUUUUGAUCAUUGUUUGCCAGGUUUUAGAGGCAAAUGUUUUAAAUAGUCUUAAUUGCAUAGUGUCAUGUCUGUCUUUUUCUGCCAUGACAACCUGAUGUUCAGCAGUCCUAACUGACAUUCAAAUUUAUUUAUUUGGGAAUCAUUCAUGGAUAAUGCUGUCAUCUUGCACUGAAGGCUCUGUUGCCUGGCAUUUUAAGAUUGGUAGAGGUUUGAGGAAAAUUUUUGUGCAUAUUUAACUAUCUGCACUGCAGAUGAUGCUGUUGAAGCCAGUGUGAAUGCAAGCACAUGCUUGAAUCUUUAUAGAAGCAGCAUCCCACUUGCUGAUGAGGAGUUUCUCUUUCAAGCUGUGUUAGGACUCACUAAAACAAGUAGUUGAACAGAUGCCUAAAUGCGUGGAUGAGAGGUUGUGGGGACUUAAUCCAGGGGCAAAAUAUCCUGCCAACACUCUCCAAUUUCAGCAAACUUGAGUGCAAUGUCAACAUUUGAUAACUAACAUAUACUAACCCAUAAGGGCUGAGGAAUUACUGGGAUGAAAAUAGUAUUUUGGUUAAUUAGCUUUACAAAUAGUCAUGCAAUUAUCUUGGCAGUAGAAAGAGGUUUGGUUGGACUGAUGGAAUUUUGCCCAAAAAUCCCCAGAGAGAACUUGGGCAGCAGCAAAGAUUUCGUUCACAUGACCUUCUUGAAGAGGGGCUGGGUCAUCUCAGUCUGCCUGGAAAUCAGAAUUUGAUGGAAUCCAUGAGGCUUUCCAGGCCACUUCUUCUCUAGGUAGGGUAUAGCCUUGGAUUAUAUUUUCCUAACAGACUGUGGGAAUUUUGUUCCUUGCUACUUUUCAUUUUUGUCUCUCCAGUGUUGUGGUGAUUGCUUUUCACUACCUUAAGUUCAGAGUCUGUGUUCAACUGGCACAUUGGCAUCAGCACGAUAAAUUUAGCUUUGGCACUUAAUGAAUGUUGCCAAUCCUGAGUACUUUCGGAUUGCUUGCGAUUCAUGUACAGUUUAAACUGAGACCUGUUUUUGAAAUAAAAAAUAACAUGUAGAUGUA